AAAAGAGAUAUAUAUAUAUAUAUAUAUAUAUAUAUAUAUAUAUGCAGCCUUCGCGUUGUUCUAGGUGGCAACUUUGUCACUACUUUCAGCCAAGGAAUGAUCUAUGUAACAACAUUUUCUGGAUACUUCUGUUCCGUUUUGUAGCUCCGUUAUAAAGGUACCGUCAUCUUUCGGCACUGUUGGAGCACCGGCUGCCAGCCACCGCAAGCAAUCCUAGUGAGAGGAGAUCGGAGAGAGAAGCGUGACCAGUGGCGUGGGCAGAGAUGGGAGAACCAGAGUCCCUUAAGUUUGUGUCUCUGGAGGAGGAGGUGGAAUACUGGAAGGAACAGACGGCCAAGCACCAACAGAGGGCUGAGGAGGCGCAGGAGGAGCUGCAGGAGUUCCAGCAGAUGAGUCGUGACUACGAGGUGGAACUGGAGACUGAACUCAAGCAGUGUGAAACACAGAACCGAGAACUCGUCACACAGAACAACAGGCUACACAUGGAACUGGAGAACUACAAGGAGAAGUAUGAAAGCCAGCACUCACCUACCCAGAUCUCUACUCUAGAAGAAGACCUGGCUGAGACCACGGCCAUCAGAGACCAGCUCCAUAAAUACAUCAGAGAGCUGGAGCAGGCUAACGAUGACCUGGAGAGAUCCAAGAGGGCGACCAUCAUGUCUCUGGAGGACUUUGAACAGAGGAUGAACCACGUGAUAGAGAGGAAUGCCUUCCUGGAGAGCGAGCUGGAUGAGAAGGAGAACCUACUGGAGUCCGUUCAGAGACUGAAGGAUGAAGCCAGAGAUCUAAGACAGGAGUUGGCUGUCCAACAGAAGCAGGAAAGACGACCGUCCUUCGCUGUCACCAAAGACUCUUCCUCAGACAAGACUGAGGACAAAACAUCCCUCCAUACCUCCCAUUCAUCAACACGACCGCCCUCAUCCCUCCAUACCGCCCCUCCUCCUGCUCUCCCUCCAUCCCUCCUCUCCACGCCCUCCAGACCCCCCCACCCCUCAGCAAGCCCCUUCACCACCCCCCCACCCUCUUACAGCAGAGGCGAUGGCCUAUCAGGUGCUUCUCUCACCACGUCGACACGUAUCUCAGCUCUCAACAUCGUAGGAGAACUGCUGAGGAAAGUCGGGAACCUGGAGUCUAAACUAGCGUCCUGUAGGGAGUUUGUCUACGAACAGUCUCCUGGUCGCAGUACCCUCUCUGGGGGACAGGGGGCGCCACCCAUCCAGAGAGGCACUUCUUCUGACACACUGUCCACCACCAACGGACUCUACGAGAAAGGAAUGGUGAAGAUGUUAGACUUCGGACCAGGACCCAAAAUUAUUCUGUGACCCUCCGCCCUAGCCCCACACCUCAUCAACCCCUCCCUCCAUAUCUAUCAGGGUCGUAUUCAGUAGACACCGACUGGUGCUUAACUGGCUGAAACGGGGAAGGACUAACUGAACUUGUCCAAUAAACUGUCUUUUUUUUUGUGCAAAACCUGUUCUGUUGCAAAACGUUUUGCUGCAGUUAGCUACAGCAUGCACUAAUGAAUGUGUCCCUGCCCAGCACAGUCUCCCUAGGUCACCAGGCUUGUAUCCCAGCUUUCAGCUUUCAAUGGGGUUUCAAUGUGCUAGUGUGCAGCUCUCACUCUGGAAUGGAAUGGACCAGAUCACUGGACAUCACGGAAGUGAGUCUAGAGUUCUAGAAUGUCAAUGGAACGUCAUGGAACGUCAGUGUUGAUAUCAACUGUUCUAGAACUGUUCUAGAAUGUCAAUGAGACAGAACCUCACCCUCUAAUGCAAUGGAACGUCACGGAACGUCACGGAACGUCAGUGUUGAUAUCAACUGUUCUAGAGCGCCGUUGAGGAGCUUUGAUGACGUCACGGAUCAACGGUACUCCUUCCUCUGCGCUUUACCCAGGAUGCUUUGCCCUGGGGGGGGUCUCUUAUCGAGGACUGAGUGAGGCUUCUAGGCACGGGGCUUAUGGCUCUGGCACUUCCUGUUGGGACCAACCUGUAGCAGACCCAUAUGUGGUCAAAAGUAGUGCACUAUCUUGGGAACAGGGUGCGACCAGUGUCUAAAGGUCUCUGGUCAAAAGUAGUGUACUAUGUAGGGAACAGGGUGCGACCAGUGUCUAUAGGUCUCUGG
Oncorhynchus tshawytscha (Chinook salmon) is the source of this 2121-nucleotide messenger RNA. RefSeq names its product nuclear distribution protein nudE homolog 1. The record is from RefSeq and is a predicted model, not a curated record. NCBI's taxonomy places the organism in Eukaryota, Metazoa, Chordata, Actinopteri, Salmoniformes, Salmonidae. Gene Ontology annotation, cellular component: kinetochore; centrosome; kinesin complex. Gene Ontology annotation, molecular function: microtubule binding. Gene Ontology annotation, biological process: centrosome localization; microtubule nucleation; chromosome segregation.